GGCCAUCCCCCACUUGGAGCCAUGCCAAGCUGCUGGACCUCAUCAGCAUUUGGGUUGAGGAGGCUGUCCAGUCCCAGCUACGCGUCAGCCAUAGAAAUUAUGAUACCUAUAUACAGGUUUCAUGAUGCAUUACAGAAAGGGGCCAUGACUGGGACACACGGCAGUGCAGGGUCAAAGUGAAGGAGCUGCGGAACACCUACCACAAGGCGCAGGAGGCAAACCACCGCUCCGGUGCUGCGCCUACGAGCUGCCAGUUCUCCAAAGAGCUGGACGCGAUACUUAGUGGCAACCCCACGUCCACUGCGAAGGCCACUGUGGAUACUUCAGUGGCUCGCAUGCCCGUCGAGAGUGGACUGAGGCAGGAGGAGGAAAUCUUGGAUGAGGAUGUGGAAGGGGACCCAGAGACAGAGAUGCAGGCAGCCAGGAGCUCUUCUCUACCCCGGAGGCUGGCCAGUCACAGCUGUCGGAGCUUGGCAAAGCGCAAACAGGAGAGGAGGCCCCUGCUUCACAGAUACGACCAUGGGAGCCCAGCCUCCCUCUUUGUUAUCGCCGUCUGAACGGCUGCGCAGAAUUAGAAAGCGACCACAAAGAAUUAAAGACAACUUUCUGUGUGAUCUCAUAAUGCACGCCGCUGCCGAAAAACAAGAAUUGAAGGAGUGGUGGGAUAGCGAGAAGAGGGACCGAACGGAGAACGCGGAGCACCAGAACAAAUCCGUUAUGAAGCACCAAGCGGACACGCUCCAGGCGCUGCAAACCAAGCAGCUUCGCGCCCAUCCUCCUCUGCAGCCGCUGUCGCAAAACUCUUUCCCAUGCACCCCCCAGACUCCACCAACACGCUCUUAUCAACCUCCUGGCUCCAGUCUGUACCCACUUCAUUCCACUCCUGCUCCGUCACAGUCCAGCCCUGAGGACUCUCAGUACCCAGUGCACUCAACACCCGUCCCUCUGCAGUUUAGCCCUGCUGAGGUACAGUACCCACUGCACUGUACUCCAAAGGACAAAGUUGCAUACAAUACCUGGACAUACACAAAUUUUUAACCAUCCCAGGACCCCAACUCCUCCUCCCUUCCCCAUCCCCCACAGUGCUGAUGUGUUUUUUUGUCU
Molecule: messenger RNA, 1104 nt
Organism: Mauremys mutica (yellowpond turtle)
Lineage: Eukaryota; Metazoa; Chordata; Testudines; Geoemydidae
Exons: 2
Coding region: 379-1038 (219 amino acids)
Source: RefSeq, a predicted model, not a curated record